This is a messenger RNA of Phialemonium atrogriseum, 2202 nucleotides long. RefSeq lists its product as uncharacterized. The transcript is spliced from 2 exons. NCBI's taxonomy places the organism in Eukaryota, Fungi, Ascomycota, Sordariomycetes, Cephalothecales, Cephalothecaceae. The record is from RefSeq and is a predicted model, not a curated record. Bases 145 to 2040 code for a protein of 631 amino acids.
UAGCUACGAGAGUCGGGGGUAUAUGGGGGUGAAGAUCUCGAUAGUGCUCGUCAAUAACACCGCUGGCUCCCUUGUGUGGUUGACCCUCGUCGGCCGCCGUCCCCUGGUAUCCAACUCUCACAGUCGCUCCUUCACCUCCUUGGCAUGGAUCCGCGUUUUGUGGUCACUCGAGAAGAAUUCCACCAUGUCCAGGCGGACUUGAAGCAGGUCCAGUUCGUCCAGUCGAGCCACGCCGACAGGCUGUUACGGCUGGAGAAACGCCAGGCCGACGAUGCCGCCCUGAAAUCGGUCUGGAACUCGCCCUUCCCGAGCGUUUUGGGCGGCACACCUCAACACGGGCCGGUCCAUAUGCCUUCAAACGAGGUAUUUGACGAUCUGGAUGGCGAAGGCCAGAACCUGCUCGGGUCGCUGCACCUCGAGGCAGAUGAUGAGCCUACCAGGCGAGGUGCCGCGUCAAGAGCCAACAGCGUCCGGUUCGACGAAAGCGCCCUUCAAAGCUCGAGCUGGGGAGGGCAGGGUGGUCGUCAUUCUGGCGAGUUUGGCCCUGCACGUCCGGGCAGCGGAUUAGGAAACCAUGCGAUGAUGGAGCGUUCCUUUUCGCACAAGUCCGACGGUAGGCACAGCUCGGCAGGUCACUCUGUCCAUUCUAUGCAUUCUGGCGUUUCCGGGCGCGCAAGCAGCCUCGGUCUCGACACGAAUUUCGUUGUUGGGGGACGUGGCGAGGACUCUCCUUUGGACAUCCCCGAGCCGCCCCCAGGGUUCUUCUUUUUGGGCCCUGUACCCUCGAUAAUUCGCUGUUGGCUCAAUACCGAUUUCUGUUCUAGCACCCUCCUCUACGCUGCCGUGUGCACCGGCGCCAAGACAUCCACCGUGGAUUUCUCGUUGGUCAAGGAACUAGACCUAGCCGAUGACAUCCACCGGGACACGGAGGGAAUCCAUCGAAUAAGGCUCCCCGUAUAUCUGGCCGAGGCGAGAGUAACGCAGUCAAACUCCAGGUCCCCAAGUCCGGCCCCGCAGCUGCCCAGCAUUCAGGCAUCGUUCCAGGUCACCGGCAUUGAGCACACUGACCCGGCCGAGAUGAGCCGAAGAGUCCGCAUUUUCAUAGGUAGCGACACACUACGGCUGCACAGCGCGGAUAUACUCUUCUCCCAGAAUAUAAUGACGCUAUACGGCAAUGACAGGGACAAGCUUUCCGUCCCUCUCGUACGACCAGAGGACGACGCCGUCUUCAAGCACCUCUCCACUGCCCACAUUAUGCCUGAAAAGCCAAAGCUUAACGCUAGCGCCCCUGAGUUUGUCUCCACCGACAAUACUUCGAAAUCUGAUGUGCAGUCGACGGAUCCUGCUUCAUCGCAGCCGAAGAACAGUGAGAUAGACUCGCAACGCCCCCUCUCGAGAACUGGACGACAAUUAGGCCAGGCUGGCAAAGUCGCCCCUGCCAGUACCGCAUCUGAAAGUGGUGCGGAGAGUGAGCGACAGGCUGCGGAGUCGACUGCUCCCGAAGUUCCCGGAAGGGAUUCUGGCAAACACACUAGCAGCAGUCGCCGCGACUCCAGCACGGCUAUUUGGGGUCCAUGGCGUCAAGGCGCCUCGGGAAAUGGCGGCGAAAACGGCCCGAGGGAGAACGGGCCCCUGAGCGGCUAUCAGCCCGCCGCACGAGUGAGCCGUGGCAUGAAGAUCCUGAAGCCUUCCAAGUCCAGCGGGUCAUCAUCCACCAAGACGGGGGCUCCAUACGAGCCAGCUCCUUCUCGACGCGGUAGCGGCGAGCAUCGACGCAGAAGCCAGGCUAGCGCCUCCACUGCGGAGACCGGGACGGGGACCGGGACAGUCCGCUGGGACUCGAAACGGAGCAUCAGCGGGGUUCUCGGUGGCAAUGCCAGCAGUGGUGGGAGCAGCAAGCCGCCGGCCAUUAGCCAUGAUACGGCCAAAGGGUCUUCGGCAUCACGAUCUGCGAGUAACCCGCUCGGCAACGCCUCGGCGUUCGCAUCGUGGAUGGGUCAUGCAGGGAAACAUAAGACGCCUACACCUGCAGCAGAAUGAGGAUGCUGCAGUUGGGAUGCGAGGCAUAGCCCUUCUGAUGAAACAUGCCAUUAGGCUUAUCGAAAGUUGAUUUAAUCACUUUAGGUUAUUGUUUUUGGACGGCCCAGACCUUAGGUUAGGGCUAUGACAGAUACCUUUGGUACUGAAGAUAAUCAAAAAGAC